UGUGGGAUAUGUCUGAAUAAUUUCAUAGGAAGUGGUCAAAGGUGUUUUUAUGUAUAUUUAUUAAGUGAGAUGGGGAAAGAGAACAACACAGUGAUAGUAAAACUAGAACCAGGUUUCCCACUAAAUAUAGAAGCAAAGAAGCAAUUUCCCAGGAUGAGCACAGUGAAGUCAAAGAAGAGGAUAAAGAAGAUCACAUCGGACAGCAGGUCCACCACAGAUAAGGACGGGACUACAUGUGAGAUAUCAGGGAACAUAAUGAGGCUUUGUGUCAACUUAAUGCCGGUUUUAACCUUGGCUAAGGAGACUGAGCAGGAGGAGGAAGACGAGAAAGAAGAAAGCAACACCUCCAUGAGUCGACAGGAAACAGAAACCAGCAGCAGAGACCCAUCUGUCAGCAAACUAGUGGAACAGAAACAAAACGCAAUUGACCUCCAGUCAGGAUUAACCUCAGAGAGAACAACCAAAGCAAGACUCUCACUGACUUCUCCAUUUCUGCCGCCGCCUAUAAGCGAACCAAAACCAUUUGAUCAGAGCUCAGGCUGUCUCACUCCUCUGCCUGCCAUCACUGUGCAUCAACAAGCAACAACCAGCUCUGCAAAGCUUGGAGCAGAAGGCUUUGGAGGCAGUGGAGCAGUUACAGCGCAGGCUUCAGACAUCAGGCCCUGGAUAGACAAUCCCCUGUUCUCCAAGAGUAGAUUGGCUGAGGUUCAGCUUCCUGACAUCACCUUGUCCAGCCUGAAUGCACUGCUGCAAACUGUCACAUACAGACUGAGGAAGAAGAGGAGAGGGGCCGAGGAAGGACUAUGGAGACAAGACCGGACUGAUCAGCUCCUCGUGGCCUUUACAGAUCAGAGCAGUGUCGGGCAGCAGGAUGGGAAGCGGGGCAGCAUUUUCAAGACUGAAGGAAAUACCAGGAGAUGGGCCUUCGCACAAGGAGAGCUGGACAGGGCAGUAGAAGGGCAGACUAUUGUCUGAAGUGGGACAGCACUGCCACAGCCCCACAGAAUGACCUCCAGUGGGCUGUUCACGGGCAGAUUUUUCAUCAAACUGCCAGAAAUGCAGUCCACGGGGCCCUGAUGUCCUGUUCUCACAGUCUAGCACCCUGCAGCUUGACUGGCCUUCAUCAACGAUAUGCCUGCUCAAGCCAUUACUGACCCACUGUAAACCCGGGACUGCUGGAUGAUGUUCCUUCAGGUCCCGCUGAAG
Molecule: messenger RNA, 1206 nt
Organism: Maylandia zebra (zebra mbuna)
Lineage: Eukaryota; Metazoa; Chordata; Actinopteri; Cichliformes; Cichlidae
Source: RefSeq, a predicted model, not a curated record